Messenger RNA from Laetiporus sulphureus 93-53, 1425 nucleotides. RefSeq lists its product as uncharacterized. Lineage: Eukaryota; Fungi; Basidiomycota; Agaricomycetes; Polyporales; Laetiporaceae. Bases 219 to 1184 code for a protein of 321 amino acids. Gene Ontology annotation, molecular function: protein binding. The transcript has 3 exons. The record is from RefSeq and is a predicted model, not a curated record.
CGCACUCGUGGUGUCUGUGCCAGUGCGGCGAUGUGGUCAACUUGAUGAGACUUUACGCUAUGUACUCCAGCCAUCCCCUUUGCCCUCUUUGCCCUCCCUUUGUCCUGUGGCAGUGGCGAUGUUCAUUGAGGUGCAGCGCAUCUAGAUGAAUACAUAUAUCCCAAGAGCCGGCCUCGAAAGUCACAUCUGCGGCCAUCUACCACCACUCGACACCAACUAUGGCAUUCUCCGAACAACACCUGAAACGCGACACGAAAGCUUUAGCGGACAGCGUGCUUGAAGUGCAAAGGCUUGCGCAAACUGUCAAGGGUGAGGCGGGCAAGACGGGCUCAUCCGAGGCGACGAGAAAUUUGCCGCAGCUUCCGAUUGAGGUGUGGGAGAACGUGAUCGACCAUCUGUGGAAUGACCAGUGGACUUUGAGGCGGUGCAGGCUCGUCUGCCGAGCGUGGUACUCUCCAAGUCGCUUUCAUCUGGACCAGUGGGUCGACAUCAAUAACGGUGUCCAGGGUGUGAAGGCAUAUGCAAGGAUGCUGAAGCAGACACCCGAGCUGUCGAAGCGGGCGCGCGAGAUGUCCAUAUUGGGCAGCAUGUAUGCGGGGGAAAAUCGGCUCGUAGAUCUGUCCGCACUGUCGAUGGCGGCGAUCCUGCUCGCUCGCAAGCUGCCCCGGCUGGACCUGCUCAAAAUCAGGAAUACAGAGUGGAAGCCGUGGACGAUGCACAUAGAUAUCUUCCUGCAUCUCUCCGCCUUCUCCGUCACUCGUCUUGAUCUCCAUGGUGUUACGUUCCCGUCGAUCACUGUCUUCGGGCGCCUCGUGUGCGCACUGCGGGGUCUGGUCGAGCUCGAAUGCUGCGAUCUGGAAUUCAUACAUGAUUACUUCGACCAUGAUACGUUUGAUCUAUAUCACAACCGCGUCAGCAUCAGGUUUUUGACACUCGGUGAUGCUCUUAUGGGGUCUGAGAAACUCAUGGACUUCCUUGCUCAUCCUUGCAUCUCGAGUCGCUUGCAGAGACUCAACAUCGAUGAUUCACCUCUUGCAGCUGAACUACAACACCAAUGGAAAUACAAGCAACUAUUGGAUGCUGUAUCUGGCUCACUCCCAGAACUGCAAUUGGUCCUUCCAUACUCAGGACAACAGACACAUGCAGAGGUGUCGGCUGCAGGUGUGCACUCUAAGUUUAUGUAAGCAUUUAUGCUAAUCAGAGUCUCUCCAGGUUCAAUGCCAUCCUUCAUUGAUCAUACCUCACUGCAGAGACUGCAGCUAACCUUUGUUGGUUAUUCUCGAGGUUUCGAGAUUGACACAUUGUGUCAAGUCUUACUUUCAAUCAAGUCAGACCAGCUGCGAGAAAUUGUGAUAGUUCUCCGACAUGGUGCGAGAGUAGGGAGGGAUCGUGACAGUCAAAUGAAGGAGGAGGUGAAGAAACUCC